Lagenorhynchus albirostris (white-beaked dolphin) is the source of this 2361-nucleotide messenger RNA. It is a transcript of the gene IQANK1, whose product is annotated as IQ motif and ankyrin repeat containing 1. Gene Ontology annotation, biological process: regulation of barbed-end actin filament capping. The record is from RefSeq and is a predicted model, not a curated record. Gene Ontology annotation, cellular component: cytoplasm; nucleus. Lineage: Eukaryota; Metazoa; Chordata; Mammalia; Artiodactyla; Delphinidae. Gene Ontology annotation, molecular function: protein binding.
AUGGCAGAAGCAGAGCCACGGCCAACCGCGGCGGACCAAGCAGCCACCACCAUCCAGUGAGCCUUCCGGAAGCUCCUGGCGAGAAAGGAGCAGGCCUGCCGUGAGCAGGACCACCAGGACUACCUGGAGCUGAUGGAGAAGCUGCAGAGGCAGGGUUGGGGGCCCAGGGCUGGGGCGGUGACCGCACUGGGCCGCCCGCCGGCCUUCGUGGCCCUGUUGCGGCGGGAGCCAGAGGCGGCCCGGCGGCAGUGGGAAGAAGCGGCGCGGCAGGAGGAGCGGCAGCGCGGGGCGCGCCUGUUGGAGGCGCGCCUGCUGGAGGCGGCCUUCGACGGGAACCUGGGCGAAAUCCAGGCGGUCCUGCGGGAGGUGGACGCGCUGCUGAACCGCGAGGGCGUGAGCUGCGACGUGGCGCGGGCGGCGCGGCGGCUGCAGCGGCGCCUGGCCCUCGUGGACUUCGAGGAAGCGACGGCGGGCGGGCAGUCCCUGGCCAUCCAGCUGCUAACCGAGCAGGGCGCCAGUCGCAACAGCAAGGGCGCCUUCGGCCGGACGCCGCUGUACCGAGCGGCCUUCGGGGGCCACCUGGAAGCCGUGGAGGUGCUUGUGAAGCUCGUAGCUGACCCCCGGGUGUAUGCGGACGACGGACGCACCCCCGAGCAGGUGGCCUCGCUGGACGUGGUGGUCAGCGUGCUGCAGUCCUGGGACCUGAGCCAUAUUCUCCAGAACAUGGAGGCCCAGCGGCAGCGCUGGGCCAGGGAACCAAGCAGCACAGGGAGGCGGAGCUCAAGUGGCGCCGAAGAGGGGGGCCUAGCGCGAGCUCAACCCGAGGAUCGACGAGCACAAGCGUUAACGGAGGGCGCGGGCAUGGCUGAGCUCACUCGGCAGGCCGUCAAGGACGCGGAGGCCCAAGUAGACAGGCUCCGGUUGGAGGCCCAAAAGGCGGAGGAGAUGCUGGCCCUGGCCAGGCUGGAGUGCGGGGGGCGGGCCCAGGAGGGGGAGGAGGAGGCGCCCGGGCUGAAGUGUCAGGUCACUGAGCUCCACGACGUGCUGUUGAAGGACGUGGGUGAUCGCAUCCGCACUGAUGGCAGGUGGCCUCUUGUCAUCGACCCUUCGGGCCAGGCGGCCACCUUCCUGCGCUACCAGGACACCAACUAUGUGGACGCCGUGAACCCAGACCACCUGAGGCCGGAGAGGAUCAGGCUGGCGCUGCUGGGCUUCGGGAAGCCGCGGGUGUCCGACCUGCGUGAAGUGGACCUGUUCCUGGCGGCGCAGCGGCAGCUGGAGGCGGUGCAGCCGGGCCUGGCGCAGGAGCUGCUGGGCCGCGGGCUGCUGGAGCGGGAGAGGUUCCUGUCGCUGCUGCGGCCGACCGAUGAGCCCGAGUACAGCCCCAGCCAGUGCCAGGAGGCGCGCCUGGGGCACUUCCACCUCUUCUAUGUCACCAAGGUUCGGUGGCCGCUGCGCCCCAGGGCGCCGGGUCCGUGAACGUGCGCAUCAGGAAUGUGGGCGUGCGCUGUGCAGGGGAGGGGGCCGGCCGGGAGCCCCAGCUGGGGGACCCCGGCUGGCGGGCCCUUGGGGGCAGAGUAGGCGGGCCCAAUCAGUUCCUCCCGCUGUGGAGCAGUGCACAGUUGGGACGACGGGGGAGUUCGUGGUCCCCGCACCGGCCCCAGAUUUGGAGGAGCAGAAGGGGUGGGCGUUGGUAUGCCGGCGGGCGGACAGACAGACAGACUAGAGGUAAAACGUAGUCAAUUUUAUUCUCCUUAAACCACAAAAUAGAGUCUUUGGUUGUACAAACAUCACUAGUUACAGUCUCGCCAGGAGGUCCCGGCUGGGGAGGGGGCAGUUAGCGGCCAGAACUCUUGAAAAUGCUAACGGCCGGGUUAAAAGACUCGAGGCAAGGGUGGUGCUGGAGCUGGCAGGGCCCCCACCCCAAGUCGGGGGAGGUACCUUGACCCUCUAGGAGGGCACCGGGCCCAGGCCCCGGCGCCCCGGCCGCACGGCGCGGCGGCUGCUGCAUAGGGCCACCUCCUCGGGGCCCGCGGCGCCUGGCGAAGGCCUGCCCAGAAACACCAUGGCCACCUCUCCAUCCUCCUCUGGCAGACCUGGCCGACGGGGGCAGGGAGUGAGCUGAUGGGCCCCAGGCCCCCUGGGAGCACCCGGGGCCGCGCCUGCCAACUCACCAGGGCUCGGAGAUGGUUCCAAGGACCUCAGCUCCUCAGCAAAAUCUGGGGACUGUGAUGGGGAGAAGGGCUGCUCAGGGCUCCGCCCCAGACCUGCCUGAAACCACCCACCUGAGCCUGGGUGGGUCCCUGCUGAGCCCUGGCUGGAGGAUGGGAGGUGGGUGGACAGGACUGGCCACAGAGAGAC